This is a messenger RNA of Physcomitrium patens, 3306 nucleotides long. The record is from RefSeq and is a predicted model, not a curated record. Lineage: Eukaryota; Viridiplantae; Streptophyta; Bryopsida; Funariales; Funariaceae.
GUGGGAUUGAGAGUUGUGGAGACGGAGUGAGACAGAAGACAGGCAGGGAGGGGAGAGAGAGGGAGGGUGCUGUUAUUGUUGGCGUGUUUUUGGUUUCGCUUUUAGGGUGAGUGAGGGAGAGAGGAAGGACUUAUAUAGCAUUUUAGGAACGGGAUACGUGACCAGGCGCAGCGGCGUGAAAGGAAGUUAAUUACACAAAUUCCGGACUGCAUCGCACCACUGCAAAGUUGCGGCGAGAAGUAGCAGUUCUUCUCCCCUUCCUCCCCCGCAUAGGCAGGCAGGCUCGCUGUUUUCGUUGCUGGGGGCCAGGGACAACCUCCUGCUCUGCUCGCAAAUCGAGUCCUUCUUCAUGGCACCUUUGAUGCCGCUCAGCUGCUUCUUCUAAGUAGUGGCAUCCCUAUUGGGUCUCCCUCCCCUGCUCGUCACUCCCCACCUCGUGCUGUAAUUGCCUGUGAUCAGGAAUGGAAGGACGGGUAAGCCACAUCUAGAUGUUAGGAGCCUUGGUGAAUUCGAGCUUGCUUUUGUCAGUGAGGAGCUAGCACACACACUCUUGUUGUUUGCUAGAGCACUCGACAGCAAAGUUCGGGAUGCGCGGUUUCUAAGAGUUGAGUAGCCUCGGGAAAAGAUUGAGGGACCGAAGGCUGAGGAAGGUGUUGAAUCGCCGCCGCUGUGAUUUUUCCAUUGUUGUGCUCGGCGCCAACACGAUUGCUGUUAGAUGAUGAGCAAAUUAUUGGGCGUCUAAACUCUCGGAGUUGGCUCAAGAGGUCGUCCGUGCUCGCAACGAAUUGCAGUGGAAUGAGACGGUACGGUGUACUCGGUGUGUAGACAAGGUUCUGUGAAAAACUAGGGCUACAGCAGAGACGAGUGAGGGGGGAUUGAGCGGAAGCAUCGGCAGUGUAUGUGAAGGAGUUGUUGCCGACACUUGCUUUCUCUCACGAGAUUACUUGCUGAGGACGUCUUCCUUGUAUUUGUCGAAUCCAAACUCUCUAGGCUGUGCGAGUGCUUAGCAUGUUGCUCGGAUGAAGCGAUGGUGUUGUCGCUCGCGCAUAGUGUCCAGUGUCAAGCUCUUCAGCUGCGGGUGCUAGCGCGUUUUGCUUCGUUUUUUUACUCUACGUGGAACCCCUGGACAGUACUUCUCUUUCCUUGAGUGGAAAAGUCUAAAACCCUGCAUACGUGGUCUAUCGUUCGAACGGAGUGGGACGCAAUCUUCUGCCGGCUUUAAUUACUGGAGUAUCAGAGACGAUGACGGCUCUGCUUCUGUUGGGAGGAAUAUCGUCAGCGCCGACCGACGCUGGAUUGCGGACAUUGAUACGCCGCUCGUAGGCUGAUGGGGCAGCUAUAGUGGUCUUUCAAGCUGUGUAAAACAAGCGCAACUGGUAGCGACAUUAAUCAAACACGCAUUAUUUCGAUACCACUUAAAGCACGAAACUGCUGACGAGAACAAUAAUGCAGGAUCUUGUCGAAGGGAUGCAACGUCCAGGCGGCGGAAGCGGCGGAAGUAUGAGCAGCCCCCAAAGUGGAGGAAUGGGUGGUGUACCGGGGCAAGGGUUGCACACACCAACAGCUAUUCGACCUCCGCCGCCUCCAUCACUGAGUAGUAUUACCCCUUUGCAUAGUAUGAGCAGUGCCCUCCCGGAGAGUGGCCCGUCUGGUCCUCGUCCAAUCAAGACUGUGGCACCGCCGUCAAGCUCAGGGAUGAGCAUGGUUAUGGUAGACCCAGGUGCCGGGGGUGGGAAUGGGAGUGGCAGUGGGGCUGGGGCUGAGCAGACUCGUAAGAGGAAGCGAGGGAGGCCUCGCAAAUAUGAAACUGGCGCUGGAUUAACUCCAGGAGUCCCUGGCGGUGGUUUUCCUGUUCUUCCAUCGCUUCUGCCCGGCCCAUCCUCAUCGCCAUAUUCGUCCCCUGAUAGACGAGGAAGAGGGCGUCCACUAGGUUCUGGGAAGAAGCAACAAUUGGCUGCUCUAGGGGUUGUACUAGCGGGUUCAGGGCAAGGUUUCACUCCCCACAUACUGACUGUAAACACGGGGGAGGACGUGGCUACGAAAAUCAUGCAGUUUGCACAGCAUGGUCCACGCGCAACGUGUGUGUUGUCAGCCAAUGGUGCCAUUUCCAAUGUGACCUUCCGCCAGCAGUCGUCAUCAGGAGGCACUGUGACUUACGAGGGUCGCUUUGAGAUACUUUCUUUGUCAGGUUCGUAUCUACCUACGGAUCUUGGAGGUGGUGCUCGGCAACGGACAGGGGGUUUAAGUGUGUCUUUGGCAGGUAUUGAUGGGAGUGUAAUCGGUGGAGGUGUUGCCGGAAUGCUAACCGCUGCUUCUCCCAUACAGGUUGUUGUUGGGAGUUUCCUUUCUGAUUCUUUCAAAACUCAACCGAGGUCCAAAUCUCCACUCAGCUCUGGACCAGGAGGGUCGUCUGGAGCUGGAACAGCUCCGGGAUCAGCGCCUGGAGCUCAGCGUCCUACACCACCCAGACUUGAACCAAAACCAAGUUCAGCAUCUGGUCCUCAGCAAGCACCAUCCGUCCCUUCACUUCCUGGUCAAUCCUCCGUGCCAAGGCCGCAAGCCAUGAGUAUGUUUCAACCGACGUUUACUUGGCAAUUUCCACCCGUUUCAGGAGAAGGUCGGAGGACUGAUAUCAACAUCUCCUUGCCAGGUGGAUAAAGAGUUGAAAGGGCAUAGAAAUUAGUUUCUUGCUGUUACAGACGGGGACCUUGACAACAUCUACUAACUUUUUGGUAAUCCCAUGGAAGAAAUAGGUUCGUUGUAGUACCGAGUACUAUUGAACGUACAUGAUCUGCUUUCUUACAUGGUUGACUGCUGCGAGUUGUCAACCAGGCUUUCACGGAUCCAACAGUUCCCACCGCUGUCGUCAUUGCACAGCUUGUGGAAAACAGAUAUUUAGUAACAUUGGUUGGGGAAAAGCUAAGAGGGGAUGUGGAGGGUUAAAUUUUUUUCAUCGUCGUAACAGGCUUUCUGUGAAUAGAACCUUUUGAGCUAAGUGUAGAGUUAGUUCCUAGUACAAAGCUUUCGUGCACCAGUCUAGCUGUAGAUACAGUUUAAAUUCCUACGCACCAGCAGUAGUUUUACAUGUGUUUGAACAUUCAAACCUGGGCGGAUGCUUAUUUAUGGGAUCUUCAUUGUACCUCUGUUGAAUGGGGGUUGUAUUUUGGAACAUUAGUAUGCCAUUAAAAGCAUUUCUGGCAAGACCUUGGACGGUGUUGCGGUGCCUCAUGAAAUGCGGAACCCUACUAAACCAUACUGAGACGGACUUGAAAGUGCUUUGCUCAUAAACCCGAUAUCGGUUAUGAA